Molecule: messenger RNA, 1426 nt
Organism: Cloeon dipterum
Lineage: Eukaryota; Metazoa; Arthropoda; Insecta; Ephemeroptera; Baetidae
Gene: Pgam5
Product: Phosphoglycerate mutase 5
Exons: 6
Coding region: 256-1086 (276 amino acids)
Biological process (GO): peptidyl-threonine dephosphorylation; positive regulation of mitochondrial fission
Cellular component (GO): mitochondrion
Molecular function (GO): protein serine/threonine phosphatase activity
Source: RefSeq, a predicted model, not a curated record
CUCUUUGCCUUCCGCUGUUUUAACACACUGGUCACACUACUCACACUGCUCCUUAAUGCUAGCUUACUUGCUAGGUGGAAGAGAGAACCGAAGGAAGCUCUAAUUAAAGGGCUCUCUAAAAUCUAGAUCUGUGUGUUGUUGUUUUCUGACGCACCAUCCGCAUUCAAUUUUGGUGUGAAGCCGGCGCCAACCACAGUCUUCUUUCACCUCAGCUGCAAAAACUCGUUUGUCGUAUUUUUGAAACAGGCAUCCAUCAUGCGGAGCAUCAUCAGUGGAUUGGGUGCCGCUGGAGGAGCUCUUCUUCUCUACUCUGCAUUCAAAGAGAAGAAGCGGGUCGCUGCCUCCUGGACUGUGCCUCACGUUCCUGUUGAAGAAUACCACCCCAAGUGGGACAGUAACUGGGACAGGAGAGAUCCUAAUAGCAUAGUAAAGCCUAUAAAAGGAAAGGAUGGGAAAUUUGAAGUUCCUGAGGGGGAUGCCUCUUCAGGAAAGGCAACUGCUGUUCGACACAUUCUCCUCAUCAGGCAUGGACAAUACAAUUUGUCUGGGAAAACAGACAAAGAAAGAACUCUCACAGAUUUUGGCCAGCAGCAGGCAACCUUGACUGGCAAAAGACUGGCGGAACUGGCUUUGCCGUACUCAAGUUUGAUUCGCUCAACCAUGACGAGAGCUAUCGAAACCGCUGCCCUCAUUGGCAAGCAUUUGGACAAAGACAUUCCCAGUGAGAGUUGCCCCUUACUUCAUGAAGGUGCUCCCAUACCUCCCGAGCCUCCUGUUGGACAUUGGAGACCAGAGCAACAUCAGUUUUUUGAAGAUGGAGCGAGAAUCGAAGCUGCCUUCCGAAAGCAUUUCCACAGAGCUGAUCCUGCACAAGUGCGUGACUCAUACGAUGUUUUAGUUUGCCAUGCCAAUGUCAUUCGCUACUUUGUGUGCAGAGCUCUGCAGUUUCCACCUGAGGCUUGGCUGCGUUUCUCUCUGCAGCACGGCUCCAUCACCUGGCUGAGUGUGCAGCCGAGCGGUCGGGUGACCCUGCGAGCCCUAGGAGACACUGGGCACAUGCCACCUCACCUGCUGACCUCCAGCUGACCUGCUAAAGCCACUAAUCCCAGCUGUGAUCGAUAGAGCGGAACUUGUUGCUCGUCAAUGAAAACUGGUCUCUCUCCUGAGUUGAAUUCUUCGAUGGUUGUAAUUUAACACUUGGUAAUUUGGUUUUUAAAAUUAGAAAUCUAUGAAUUUCUCUUCCCCCUUCUGCUAAGGGAGACUUUAAUUGAGUGCUUGACAAUUUAUUUGUUGAGAAUAGUUUCAAUACUGGAGAGUAGAAUGAGAACAUUCGAAUAACACAGAGUUCACAUUGAAACUGUUGUAAUAUGAAUUAUUUCAAUACACAUUUUCACUUAAUAAAACUAACUAAAAUCUUACAAAUGUA